AUGGGCUUUGCAACUCUCAUCGAGAUGUGGGUUUUCGUCUGCGUGCCACGCUGGGGAGAAUGGGCCACAACGGUUGUGAUAUCCCAGCGUUAUAUCACCUCCCUAGAUCGGAUCACUGCGGUUCAAUUAUUGCCGAUCGCAGCAACUAUUGUAGCAGCGGGUGCUGGCGCAGAGGUUGCUAUGAUCUUACCAGACAAACAACAUGCGCUGGGAACACUCCUCGCCUCGUUCAUUCUCUGGGGUAUGGGCACUCCGCUGGCAAUCACGAUAUUGGUAAUUUAUUAUCAGCGACUAGCGGUCUAUAAGCUUCCACCGAGAGAAUUAGUUGUGAGCUGCUUUCUACCACUUGGGCCUCUUGGCUUUGGUGGGUUCGGCAUUCUUUACAUCGGCAAAGUAGCACGCAUGUUAUUGCAGGAUUCGGAGUUCCUGGACCCUAUCGCGGGCCAGAUGGCAUACGUCUUGGGCGUCUUCAUAUCCCUGCUCAUGUGGAGCUUCGGCUUGAUUUGGCUCGUGUUUGCUCUAGCUACCAUUCUAUACCGCUCUCCAUUUCCGUUUAAUAUGGGAUGGUGGGGAUUUACAUUCCCGCUUGGGGUUUACGCCGCAAACACGACGCAAUUGGGUAUUGAAAUGGAUAUCAUGUUCUUCAAAGUUCUCGGUACCGAUACGGGGGAGUAUGAGUUUCCCUUUUUACAGGAGGUCUUCACUCCUUUGGAAUCGCACAAGGUCGAUUUUGUCUUUGUUCAUGGCCUCAACCCAAGUGGUCGAAACGAUCAUCCUUUCCAGACAUGGACGCAUAGCAAUGGCAAGUUUUGGCCGAGAGACUUCCUAGCCGAAGACAUUCCAUAUGCGCGCGUCUUUGUCUACGGAUACAAUUCAAAUAUUACUCAUCCGCAGACCAUGUCAACAGCAAGCAUCAAGGACCACGCGAAUACUCUAUUGAAUUUAUUGGAUAUGGAGCGCGGCCCCCAUGUGGGCUCUGUUCCUCCGAAAGUCAUAUUUAUCGGACAUAGCUUAGGGGGAUUGGUGAUCAAACAGGCACUUCUCAAUGCAAAAGAAGAUCCAAAAUACACUUCCAUUCGUUCCGCUACUUCUGGUCUCGUCUUUUUUGGGACACCUCAUCGUGGCGCAAAGGCUGUGGAAUUGGGGAAAAUCGCAGCCCGGGUUGCCCGCUUCGUCUCUAAAGGCCACGCCAGUAAUGACCUUCUAGACUGCCUGGAAUACAACUCGCUGUUCACCCGACAAAUGACAGAUCGGUUCCGACAUCAAUUAGAGGAUUAUCGUGUUAUUAGCUUUAUUGAAGGGAAGGAGGUACAGAUAGGAGGUGCUGGACCAGCAUCCAUCAGCCAUCUUGUGGUUGAUGAGGAGUCUGCGGUUCUUGGAUUGUCCGGUUUACGCGAAACACAACUGAAGCUCGACGCGGAUCAUUCCCAGAUGUGCAAAGUGGGCGCUCGGGGUCCUAUGUAUCGUUUGAUCAAAGGUAACAUCAAGCAACUGGUCGAUCAGGCGCUUUUGUCAGAGCAAGGCUUCGUUCCUCCGUCGAUGCCUCCAAGUGCCGCUUCAUCUCCACCGCCAGUGCCACCGCGCAUUCAUUCGAACAGUAGCAUGCCAUACCACGGACAGGGGCGCCCAUCUGCUCCAGCGCAAAGGGUGACAGGAGUAAUUUUCAAUGCUCUUGAUAAUGACCCGCGAUCUAUUCGCUCCGCCGAACUCAAGAAUCGGGCUCGGUGGGACGAAGCUCGAACCGUCGAAUAUGAGAUUUUCCAGGAGCAUUUGCGUAGCCUUGGUCCGGAUCAUUUUAGUACAUUGUCAGUGGCAUACAAUCUAGCUGAAGUGGAACUAGAGACCAACUACUUGGAGAAGGCAAGUGAAUGGUGUCAUUGGGUUUCCGAGAAUGCCCAACGCGUCUUUGGGACAAAGCAUCCUCUUACAAUGAAGACGGAAAGUUUGGCGGCAGAGGUCUUGUGCCAACAGGGCAAGUAUCAAGAGGCUGAGUCGGUCUGCGCCAAUGUGUUGGCCCGUCAACAAAUGACCAUCGGCGAAGACCACUUGGACACCUGUGACACACGGCGCCGACUAGGAAUGACCUACAAUGCGCUAGGUCGCCGGGAAAAUGCUGUCAUGACUGCAGAAAAGCUGACAGAAAGCCUAAAGCGCUUGCUUGGAGACACACACAUUCGUGUGUUUGGCUCCGUAUUGGACGCGUUAGAAUAUGUCUUUAACAACCAAUCCGGGGACGCAAGUACCCUAAUCGUCAUGCGUUUUCAGCCCGAUGUACAACAGGCCUUGGAGAUGUUGUCACAAGUCUACCAAGAGCUUCGAACCGCCUUGGGCCAUGGACAUCCAUCUACCAUUCGUGCUCUCUGUCUCCACGGCCGAGCACAAAGCUUUAUGCAACAGAGUAUGGAGGCCUCGGAGACGCUACGCCGGGCUCUGGCCAGUGCAGAGGAAGCAUUGGGGCACGAUCAUCCGUUAACUUUGGAUAUCGUGGGCAACAUCGGCGUCAUGUAUGCUUUGCAAAAUGGCUACGCUUCAGGCUUAAUGACCAAUAAUCGUACUGCGGAAGCUUUUCCCUGGUUGAUACGAUAUUUGAACUGGGUCGAACAUCGUAAAGGCAAAGGCAACCCCGAAACGCAGGCCACAUUGGAGCUGCUGGCCAACCUACACUUCAGAGCUAAAGAAUACGAACCCGCUCAGAAGUACUACGAGCGCCUCGUUGCGAAUAUGCGCGGGACCGACUCAGCAGCCAGUGAACGUAUCAACACUCAGCUUCAACUCUGCCGGGCAAACACCAUGUAUACCCGCCGAGGCCUAGGGUCGGGGCUAGGAGGAUUCUUGUCCAACUUACAGCGAUAUUGA
Molecule: messenger RNA, 2856 nt
Organism: Penicillium coprophilum
Lineage: Eukaryota; Fungi; Ascomycota; Eurotiomycetes; Eurotiales; Aspergillaceae
Product: LipA and NB-ARC domain protein
Exons: 8
Coding region: 1-2856 (951 amino acids)
Biological process (GO): sulfite transmembrane transport; transmembrane transport
Cellular component (GO): plasma membrane
Molecular function (GO): sulfite transmembrane transporter activity; protein binding
Source: RefSeq, a predicted model, not a curated record